Molecule: messenger RNA, 2292 nt
Organism: Bufo gargarizans (Asiatic toad)
Lineage: Eukaryota; Metazoa; Chordata; Amphibia; Anura; Bufonidae
Product: tumor necrosis factor receptor superfamily member 8-like
Exons: 11
Coding region: 112-1356 (414 amino acids)
Molecular function (GO): protein binding
Source: RefSeq, a predicted model, not a curated record
GAAGGACUCUGCUCACUGACAUGACUCCUGCACCAUGAGCAGCACCGCACAAGGCUCCGGACUGUAGACCUUCCCUAGGACCUGGUGAAGCGCAGGAGACCAAGAGACGCCAUGUUCUGUGCUCAUUUUAUAGCUGUCCUCGUCAUGGUCACAGGGACCAUUCAGAAAGCCACCAGUCAACUGAGAUGCCAAGAAACACAAUACUACAAUGAAAAGGAGAAUGACUGCUGUCUCAGAUGUCCUCAAGGUCUUGUGACGCACUCUACUUGUGUUAAAGACAUUAAAAACGAAUGUGUGAUGUGUACUGGACCCAAUGAGUUCAUUGACAGGUCCCGGAAUCCUCCAACAUGUAUGGCUUGUAAAUUGUGCAGGAAAGAAUCUUUUCUUGUAGAGGUCCGGAGCUGCUCCCUUUUCAUGCCAGCGAUCUGCGAGUGUAGACCUGGCUACUACUGUCAGACGCCUGUGGAAAACUCAUGUGCCCGCUGCAAUCUCUUCAAACGGUGCCCACCAGGACAUGGCGUAAAGAAAAAAGGCUCCCCUAAAAAGGACACAGAAUGUGAAGCUUGUCCCAGCGGGACUUUCUCCGAUGUGGACUCAGCCACAGAAACAUGUAAACCGCACACAGAUUGUAAGAAAUUGAAUCAAGUGACCGUUCAGAGGGGCACCGUUACAACUGAUACUGUGUGCAGGGGACCUAAAGAUCCAGAGCUCAAAUCAAGAGAGAGCAACACAGAUAAGACUACUUCCGACACCACGGUCCGUCACACCGCCACCCCUGACAUUACCACCUCUGGGCCGUUCACUAGAACAUCCAAUAGUGGCACACUUGACCCAGGAGAAUGGAGCAUGGUAUAUGUGAUAGCCACCGUCAUCUGUGUCAUCUCCCUGCUCGUCGCAUUCUUCCUGUCCUGGAAGCAGAAUAUCUGCCACCUCAAGCUCUGGAAUUUCACCCAACCUGAGCUUUUUAGGAGGACAGUGAUAACAAACAUGGAAGAAAACAAUGAGGAGGAACUACUGCGAAGGGAGAAUAUAACUCCCACGACCUACCAAAGGACAGAAAAUACACAGAAUGACUGGACAAUGGAGAACAAACAUGAAAUACAACAAGAAAGAGACCAAAUGAACAACCGGAUUGAAAAGAUCUACAUCAUGAAUGCUGACACUGUCCUUGUGGGCUCCAUAUCAGAGACUUCUACUCGCUGGAGAUCAGCAACAACAGAAUGUCACGAAGGUCUGCCACUGGCGUCUCACUACCCAGAGCAGGAAUCCAGCAACUUGUCCGCAAAUGACCUUAUGAUUUCUAUAGAAGAGGAAGAGAGAGAGUCCUGUGCAGCAAAAGCCUUACUUGAAGUGUAAGACUGCUACCAGACUGCCUGGCAUUGGCUGCACUCUACGUUUAUAAAGAAUUAAGAAAUGGCAGAAAUCGUCUGGUCACCCACAGAAGCCUUGACUCAGCUAUAAGAAGGCAAAUCAGAUUACAAUGGUCAUAGACUUUCACAAUGAACAUAUGAGCGGUGACCAUGAGCUGUCAGAUAUGUGUUCCAUAUGGAUCAAUGAUCUCAGACCCCAGAGUCCUAUGAAGAAUUAACCAUGACAUGCGAGAGAGGCGGACCAUUCAGUGUUGUCAUAUGUUGUACCAUGUGGUAACACAAACACAGAGGACAAUAUCUUCAUUGAAAAAACAUAAAAAACUGAUUGUAUGUGUCUUCGGACUGUACCUUGUGAAAGUUGUGUGUAUGUCACUGUUUCUGUAUAGUUGCAACGUUAUUUUUUCCCACACCAUGAAAAUGUUGUUCAACCAUACACUAUGUGGACAAAGGUUAUGGGACACACCUCACCUAAUGAUUCAAUUCAGGUGUUUCCUUCAGUCCCAUUGCCACAGGUGUAUAAAUUCCAGCCCCUAGGCGUGCAGUCUGCCUUUACCAACGUUUGGGAAAGAAUGGCUCGUUCUAAAGAGCUUAUUGAAUUCCAGUGUUUUACUGUAAUAGAAUGCCACCGCUGCUACAAGCCAGUUUAUGAAGGUUCUUCGCUCCUAGAUAUUUCACAAUUAAGGUCUCAUGCACACGAACGUUGUUUGGGUCCGCAUCCAAGCUGCAUUUUUUGCAGCAGCAUUCCGUGGCUCCGCAUAAAAAGUAGAACAUGUCCUAUUCUUGUCCGUUUUGCGCACAAGAAUGGGCACUUCUAUUAUGGGCUGCUCGUUCCGUUCCGCAAUUUGCAGAACGCACACAGGCGGCAUCCGUGUUUUGUGGAUCUGCAAUUUGUGGACCGCAAAACACUGCGCGGUGUAGGAAG